Messenger RNA from Wickerhamiella sorbophila, 810 nucleotides. RefSeq names its product Protein phosphatase 2C 1. The coding region runs from base 1 to 810 and encodes 269 amino acids. Gene Ontology annotation, cellular component: cytosol; nucleus. NCBI's taxonomy places the organism in Eukaryota, Fungi, Ascomycota, Dipodascomycetes, Dipodascales, Trichomonascaceae. The transcript has a single exon. Gene Ontology annotation, molecular function: protein serine/threonine phosphatase activity; cation binding. Gene Ontology annotation, biological process: protein dephosphorylation. The record is from RefSeq and is a predicted model, not a curated record.
AUGCCUGCUCAAGUGGCUAUUCACCAGAGCGCGAACGGUAAAGAACAAGAAGACAGAUUCGCUCGCAAACGAGUCCACGACUAUCAAUACGUUGGUGUAUUUGACGGACAUGGCGGUGACUAUAGUGCGCGCUGGUGCCGAGAUAAUUUACACAAGUACAUAGAGGCGGCGGUUGAAGACUGCGGGUGGCCGGAGAAUUGCCUGCACAUGGCGUUCAGCAAUGCAAACAGGGCUAUUCUUUUGAGUAACGCUAGCACAGGAACCACAGCUAGUGUUUUCUUAUGGCGUGAGACAAGCAGAGAAUUUGUGGCUGCUAACGUGGGGGACUCGACCAUAGUGCUCUGUCAAAAUGGGGUGGCCAAAGUGAUAUCGUAUGACCACAAUUGCAGGGAAAUGCUGGAGCACAACCGCUUGGCAAGUGAGACAUGUUUGAUGAGUGAAGACGGCCGGAUUAUUGGGCCGUAUGGCGGUCUGGCUGUGACACGCACGCUUGGUGAUCUUGCAUACAAGCCGUAUGCUUGUGCUAUUCCGUUUGUGAACUAUGGCUACAUCAACAAUGAAGAUGAGUUUGUUAUUAUCGCUUCAGAUGGACUAUGGGACGUUAUGACGCCUCAGGACGCGGUUGCUAAAGCUCGAAAUCUUGGAACAGCAUCGGAAAUGGCGUCGGAACUAGUCGAGUACGCAAUAAAAAAGAGCAGUCGAGACAACAUCACCUGUGGCGUGGUACUAUUCCGCCCGCCCCGUGAGGAUGAAAGCAAUGUGACCUACCAGUCGAUCAUGAGUUCUGCACACAAUGAGACGAUCUACUAG